AUGACGAUACUGGGAACAGAGUACUGGGAAGCACGGAACCCCUCGUGUUUUAUCGAUGAUUUGCGACGAGACAGCCAGAACCAUAUCCCUCUUAUUGAGAAAAUUAGACGCACUGGUGCCCUUAUGGAAUUCAAGAUAUACAAUAAUACGAGAGAUUUGAAGCUCUCUGCAGGAAUUCUAGGGGAACUAACCCUGCAGUCCAUAUGGAUAGGCGACACUAAUGUUACAAGUAUUCAACCGUCGUUCAUCCUCCCUUCCAAGGAUCGUCUGAAGGAUUUCACUCUGCAGAACAGUCACCUGGAAGAGUUCCCUUUCCAUAUCAUCCCAAGAUUACGAAGUCUCAAUAAACUAUGGCUCCGGAACAAUUCCUUGACCUCAAUUCCUAGUCUCCAAAGCCUCAGCCUAGAGAUAUUGGACUUCAAUUACAAUAAGAUUAAUACAAUUGAUGUAGACGGUUGGAUGACUCCUAACUUGCGGGAAUUUGACAUCGGUCACAAUCCGCUAUCGAGUUUCCCGUCGGCUGUGGUGAAGGGUCUGGAAAAACUAGAGGAAUUCUAUUGUUCCGGUUGCAAUCUGGGACCCACCCUUUUAAGGGGGCAGUUGGAAUUCCGCAGCAAGACCUUGAAGAAGAUGUCACUCUUGGACAACAACAUCUCACGACUUGAGCCGGAAGCCAUUGCAGGAAUUCUAGGGAAACUAACCCUGCAGUCCUUAUGGAUUGGCGACACUAAUGUUACAAGUAUUCAACCGUCGUUCAUCCUCCCUUCCAAGGAUCGUCUGAAGGAUUUCACUUUGCAGAACAGUCACCUGGAAGAGUUCCCUUUCCAUAUCAUCCCAAGAUUACGAAGUCUCAAGAAACUAUGGCUCCGGAACAAUUCCUUGACCUCAGUUCCUAGUCUCCAAAGCCUCAGCCUAGAGAGAUUGGACUUCAAUUACAAUAAGAUUAAUACAAUUGAUGUAGACGGUUGGAUGACUCCGAACUUGCGGGAAUUUGACAUCGGUCACAAUCCGCUAUCGAGUUUCCCGUCGGCUGUGGUGAAGGGUCUGGAAAAACUAGAGGAAUUCUAUUGUUCCGGUUGCAAUCUGGGACCCACCCUUUUAAGGGGGCAGUUGGAAUUCCGCAGCAAGACCCUGAAGAAGAUGUCACUCUUGGACAACAACAUCUCACGACUUGAGCCGGAAGCCAUUGCAGGUGUUAAUUCUGAUACGACUGUUCACCUUACCCGGAACAACAUCACUAUAUUGGAGGAGAAUGCCUUCCGACCCAUCCUGGAGAUCAUGUCCCUGGGAGAUGGAUUGCUCUAUUUAUAUGACAAUCCCAUCCACUGUGAUUGUACUUUGGAUUGGCUGACACUCACUCCUGCAUUGAUGAAAAAAUUGGAGGGCACAUGUGCCAAUGGGACUGCUUUGAGACAGUUGCAUCUGGCAGAAUUGCGGAGAACAUGUUGCCGAUAUCCCAACACGUGUGUCAACGACAAAUUAAUCGUCCAUCGAAAUUUGGCGGCCAGAAACAUUCUCCUGGCAGAAGAGAACGUCGUGAAGAUUUCAGACUUUGGCUUUGCCAGGGAUAUCCAUGUAAACAAUCAGUAUGUCAAGAAAGGAGAUGGUCCAGUACCUUACAAAUGGAUGGCGUUGGAAUCACUCAUCCAUGAGAAGGUUUAUACUAGCAAAUCAGACGUUUGGGCAUACGGAAUUACGCUCUGGGAGAUUUUCAGUCUUGGAAAGACUCCAUAUCAAGGCAUGACGUUUGGAGAACUCAUCCAGCGUCUGCAAGCCGGCUAUCGCAUGGAGGCUCCUGAUUACGCCAGUGAACCGAUCUAUCAAAUCAUGAGGAAGUGCUGGUAUGCCGAUCCAAAUGAUCGGCCUACAUUUUCUGUGCUGAGUGCAUGGCUUGCUACUAAGAUGCCAGAAUCUGAACAUCAAAUCGUCCAUCGAAAUUUGGCGACCAGAAACAUUCUCCUGGCAGAAGAGAACGUCGUGAAGAUUUCAGACUUUGGCUUUGCCAGGGAUAUCCAAAUAAACAAUCAGGUCCAGUACCUUACAAAUAUAAACAAUCAGUAUGUCAAGAAAGGAGAUGGUCCAGUACCUUACAAAUGGAUGGCGUUGGAAUCACUCAUCCAUGAGAAGGUUUAUACUAGCAAAUCAGACGUUUGGGCAUACGGAAUUACGCUCUGGGAGAUUUUCAGUCUUGGAAAGACUCCAUAUCAAGGCAUGACGUUUGGAGAACUCAUCCAGCGUCUGCAAGCCGGCUAUCGCAUGGAGGCUCCUGAUUACGCCAGUGAACCGAUUUUACGUAUUUUGGAGCUGAACAAGCCAUACGAGGAAAUGAACGCCGAGCACUUCAAAACGCACCCUGAUUACUUGCAACUGAUGGCACCUGGAGAAUUCGAAGAAGGAUGUCUUCAACCACGGGGAAUCCUGGAUUUGCAAAGUGAAUCAUCUGAAUCCAGCCCAGGCAAUACCAUUCACGAGUACUCCGAAAUCGGACAGGUUGGAUAUGAGCCUCCAAAAAUAAUUCCUCCUCGCAAAGUCUCGCAAAGCAUGCAGAGCCAAUAUGUGGAAGAUCCAAGCGAUUGGAUGUCAACUCAGAACAUCAUUGCAGAAUUUUUCCCCGAAUCGGAUCGUCAUGGGAAGUUCUUCGUGGAAGCAGGAGCCCUGGAUGGGCAAACACUUUCUAAGACUCUUUAUCUGGAGAAAAAGUACGGAUGGACUGGACUCCUCGUUGAGCCAAACCCUCAUCUUUUCAAGAAACUGUCAGAGAUGAGAAGAAAUGCUUGGUUAUCUCCUCAUUGUCUUUCUCCAAAGGAUGAGGUUAUACAUCGAGGGAGGUACGUGCCUGGCAUCACCCCGUAG
Molecule: messenger RNA, 2853 nt
Organism: Darwinula stevensoni
Lineage: Eukaryota; Metazoa; Arthropoda; Ostracoda; Podocopida; Darwinulidae
Source: the annotation of a GenBank genome assembly